AUGGCCUUUUUUAUGUUGAGUGGGGUGUUCAGGGAACGGCUGAGUCAGCUGAGGGUGCGGCUGGAGGAAGUAGGGGCUGAGAGAGCACCUGAAUACACAGAGCCUCUGGGGGAGCUGCAGCAGAGCCUCAAGAUCUGCAUUCAGGUGACAGGGAUCUACAAGGGCUUCUGUCUGGACGUGAUCCGGAAUAAGUACGAAUGUGAGCUGCAGGGAGCCAAACAGCACCUGGAGAGCGAGAAGUUGCUGUUCCGCCACACGCUGCAGGGGGAGCUGCAAGAGCAGAUCCAGAGGCUGGAAGAGGACCGCCAGAGCCUGGACAUCAGCCCUGAGUGGUGGGAUGACAAACUGCAAGUCAGAAGCAGCGCAAAGACCUGGGACUCCCUGCCACCCAGCAAGAGGAAGAAGGCACCUCUCAUUUCUGGUCCUUACAUCGUGUAUAUGCUGCAAGAGAUCGACAUCCUGGAGGACUGGACAGCCAUAAAAAAGGCUACGGCAGCUGUGUCCCCUCAGAAGAGAAAAGCAGAUGGACCAUGACCCUGCUCUUCAGAGCCAAGGGCCCCCUUGGAGCAGCUGGCAGCAAACCCAGGAUUUGCGUUUUCCUGCUAUAGGAAGGCAGAUUGACAAGCCCCUCGGGGUCUGCCCAGCCAGCUUCCCAGUGCUGCUGCAUGGCCUUCC
Nyctereutes procyonoides (raccoon dog) is the source of this 675-nucleotide messenger RNA. RefSeq names its product breast cancer metastasis-suppressor 1 homolog. Gene Ontology annotation, molecular function: histone deacetylase binding. The transcript is spliced from 2 exons. NCBI's taxonomy places the organism in Eukaryota, Metazoa, Chordata, Mammalia, Carnivora, Canidae. The record is from RefSeq and is a predicted model, not a curated record. Gene Ontology annotation, biological process: negative regulation of transcription by RNA polymerase II. The coding region runs from base 1 to 534 and encodes 177 amino acids. Gene Ontology annotation, cellular component: Sin3-type complex.